Clupea harengus (Atlantic herring) is the source of this 1405-nucleotide messenger RNA. RefSeq names its product NLR family CARD domain-containing protein 3-like. The record is from RefSeq and is a predicted model, not a curated record. The coding region runs from base 142 to 594 and encodes 150 amino acids. Lineage: Eukaryota; Metazoa; Chordata; Actinopteri; Clupeiformes; Clupeidae. The transcript has 2 exons. Gene Ontology annotation, molecular function: protein binding.
UUUGUACACCUCAGUGUACAGGAAUUCUUGGCAGCUCUUUAUGUUCUUCAUGAAGGAGUUCUUAGGGCAAAUCCUUUUCCAAAGAACUGGAAAGAGAAGAUCAGCUGGAGAUUCUCUCACUCAAGGUUUGACCUUUUCAAGAUGGCAGUGGAUAAGGCCCUGCAGAGCCAGAAUGGACAUUUUGAUCUUUUUGUUCGUUUCCUCCUCGGCCUGGCUCCAAUGUUGGAGCCUGAAAUCCGAUCUCCCCUGAAGGAGGUCCUGCCACAGUUAGCUAUCAGAGAAGUGAGCAUCGAGAAAACAGUUCAAUACAUCAAAGAGAAGAUCAGGGAGGAUAUCUCACCAGAAAGGACCAUCAACCUCUUCUACUGUUUGAAUGAGUUAGGGGACAAGUCACUGGUUGAGGAGAUCAACAGGUACAGAAACUCAGCAGAUAAGGAGAAGAAUCUGACUCCAGCCCAGUGUUCAGCUUUGGCUUAUCUGCUGCUGAUGUCAGCUGAAGACUUGGAUGAGUUUGAUCUGAAGAAAUACCUGAGAUCAGACGAAGGGCUCCGCAGAAUGCUUCCUGUAGUGAAAGUCUCUAGGAGAGUUCAGUGAGUACAGUUAAGGGUGGGUUCUGGGAGUAAAGCCUUGUUAACAACAAUGACACAACUUGGGACCAUUUUGGAAAUGUAUUCUGACAUACUGGCUGAGAGAUGCUUAUUUUAUAAAUACUGAGUUUUUUUAACUGUGUAUGACCAUGAAUAAAAGGGUUAUAAUUGUAUAUGCAACUUAGAUACCUCGACAAUAUAAUGUUUAAUCUUCAUUUCUAAACAGGCUGAAUCAGUGUCAAUGCUGAAUAGUUUAAAAUGUGUGCAUAUCUAUUAUUACAUACAUACAUAAUGUUUUUUAAACAGGCUAAUGGAGUGUGACCUCUCCAAAGCAAGCUGUGAAAUGAUGGCAUCAGUGAUGCAAGGGACACCUUCCCAUCUGAGAGAUCUGGACAUGAGUUGGAAUCAUCUCUUGAAGGACGAAGGAGUGGAGCUGCUCUGUGACGGACUAAGAGAUCCACAGUGCAAGCUGGAGAUACUAAGGUCAGUUAUGUGUCAUGUAAUAAACCUGCGUGAGGCUACCACUGAUUAAAAUGUUAGCAGCCGUUUCUUUCAAUCAAACCAGAGGUUGCAAGCACAUCGAAUGAAAUGGUGGUAAUUAUUCACUUAAUAAAUUUUAUUAGCAAGACCCUCUGUCUGCAGGAGAUGGACCAAUUAGCUGCAAUGGAAUACACCACUCAGCGUCUUUAAAAGUUACUACACUCAAAAGACAGAAGGAAGUUUCUUUGUUUUUGAUGCAGUAACGAAGUAACGAAGUAACCAGUAGCACGUGGAACAUACUCCGGAUUCAGCGGUGUAGGUCCGAACAACCAGCAUCU